ACGCCACACACCAUUACACCCACCAUGGCUUCUUAACUGUAACCAUCAGUUUCAGAUCAUUAAGACAAUAUCCAAAACACAACAAUGAAAGAUCUGUCUUUUCUUCUUCCUUAAGAAACACUUUCUUACCUCGAGAAUGUGAGGACGAGGUCCACGUAGCGGCUUGGCUCGACUUCCACACUAAAUCAACAUCAAACACUGAUGUGAGACCAUCACCUGACAACACUCCUUUCGGUGGAGGGUCGCCGAGAACAUUGGAGGAUAUGAUACUUCAGCUAGAGCUUGAAGAAGAUAUAGUUCAAAGAGCUAGGUUACGUGAAUCUUACUACGGCUCUUUUGAUAACUGCGACGACAAUGAUGAUAACUUAUAUCAGCCCGUUAGGAUGUCAUGCGUUAACAGUUCCGAUAUUUUGAGGUCGGCGAGGAACGCUUUGAACCAGUACCCACGUUUCUCGCUGGAUGGUAAGGAUGCGAUGUACCAUUCGUCAUUCCAGCGCCAGCUUGGCGCAUGUACUGAUGUGGUGAGACAUGGUGGACGUAGAUCAAAAUGCGGGGAGAACAGGGAUCGAGCAAGACAAAGCACCUAGCUCGGACUGUGGCUGGAGAGAGUUUAGUGUGGUCUGAGACAGGGUUGAUUGCGAAGCUGAUGGGUCUGGAGAUGGUCCCUGUUCUGGUAAAGGGAAAAAGGGGAAAAGAUAAGUUGGGCACUCUGCUCAUGAGAGAGCGUCUAAAGAGGAGAGAUCAGACAUCGACAUUAACGGUCUGAAUGGUCAAACCUAAGAAGCUUCUUGCUCGUCCGGGAGGGUUUAAAGCGAUGAGACAGCUCAUAGCGGUUGGGAUUUUUUAUUUCGCUGGAAUAAUGGCUUUUAUAGGGAUUUGUUUGAUGUAAAACUAUACAUUUUUCCUUUUUUUGUUUGAUGUAAUAUUUACAUU
Messenger RNA from Raphanus sativus (radish), 933 nucleotides. RefSeq lists its product as uncharacterized. Lineage: Eukaryota; Viridiplantae; Streptophyta; Magnoliopsida; Brassicales; Brassicaceae. The record is from RefSeq and is a predicted model, not a curated record. The coding region runs from base 264 to 587 and encodes 107 amino acids. The transcript has 2 exons.